AAAAAUAACAUUCUCUAAUAUGCAUCUGUAACUUUUCAACCGUGCUGGUCGCAUCAAAACUGUCCAAAAUUUCAUCAGAUUUAUAUUAAGUUGAAAAAUGGAUGUAAAAUUCAGUCCCGUGACUGCUUGUCCUAAGGAUGGUCUCACUUGGCUGAGCAACAGCUUUAAGUUACAGUGUCCUAAUGAUACACUAGGAAGGAGCCUGUACCAGUGUGUACCUAACGAUGACAGAUCUUCACUUGUGGAGUUUUGUCUUCGAGGGAGUAUUGGCAGAUAUGAAGCAGAAACUUGCCCUUUUGCUGUAUCUUCGGGACACUUAGACGCCAUCAACUGCUCCAGUUUUCUCAAAGGUUGUCUGAAAGAACCUUAUCUUACCAAUGAAGUUUACAAAUAUCCAACCUGCUUGGAAAUAAAUCCACAGAAAAGCUACUACUUGGCAGAUGGAAUCUGUAUAAACAAAAAGAGUCACGAGAUACCAAAAUCCACAACUUUUAUUCAACCUACUGCUUCCUCAGCAUAUACUCUGUCCACAGACAGCUUUAAUCUUACCUGGGUGUUACCAAACAGUACUUCUGAUUCGCAGCCAGGGAUUGAUACCGUACCCAUAAUUACUGGGGUAGUCUCAUCAUUGAUCGUGCUAGUGGUUAUUUUCGUGAUUUUCCUCUUUCUUUAUUCGAAAAAAUGUCGGUCUUGUAGCACAAUUAAAUCAACAGAGAAGGACAUCAGCCUUAUACAAAAGCAACACAAGCCCAAGGAAGAGGUUGAAACUUGUAACAUUGACAAUGAACUUGUCCCCAUACGACCUGCAAGGAAGCAAGAAACAUCUGUCAAGAUUGAACAUGAAUCAAUGAAAAGCGAACAUGGUGCAGGAAAAUAUAAUUUUUAUUGUGAACCUGAAAUGUCAGAGAGGACUGCUAUUGAAGAAUCUACUAAUUUGGAACUCCUUUUCGACUUUGUGUCCAGACAAUUGUCUUUCACGGACCUUCCCUUUGUUUCUACAUAUAUUGGUGAACCUCAAUUGGCAGAGACGGCUUACAUCGACGGGAAUCCCUCUGAAACCUACUGCAAGGUUUUCCAUAUGUGGCGAUGUAAAUAUCCACGCAUAGACCACAAAGCUAAGUUGAAGGAAAUUUUUUCCUCUAUGGAGAGACAAGAUUUGAUUGAGAAUAUAGAUAUGUUCUCUAAAGACAGCUUUUAUUAUAAAGAAUCUUUAUUCAAUCCAAAAGAACAAGCCCAGUCUUCUGACUUUAUCCUUAUGAGUCAAAAUUUAGCCAUGAAAUCUAAUCACGUAUUGCGGUUUCUUGGUUUGAAACAGUGUGAUAUAGAUCAGAUUGAGAGAGAUAAUAGAACUACUCAGGAAAAAAUUCUGAGAGCUUUAUCCAGAGUCCAAGAAGACAGACUAUCACUCACAAGACAAAGUAUUUGCAAUGCUCUAUAUUACGCAGACCAUUCCGACGUGAUAGAUAUUCUCAACUCUAGCUGGAACAGGGCAGCUAGGAAAAUUGCAAAGAAAGGCAAUAGGAAAAAAAGGAUACCAGAAAAAAAUAGUUUUAAAGAUGGCACACGCAACAACACAACUUGGACUGAAGGUACAGAUAAAAUGUUUAUUAAAGAUGAUUAA
Molecule: messenger RNA, 1621 nt
Organism: Saccostrea cuccullata (small rock oyster)
Lineage: Eukaryota; Metazoa; Mollusca; Bivalvia; Ostreida; Ostreidae
Exons: 9
Coding region: 98-1621 (507 amino acids)
Source: RefSeq, a predicted model, not a curated record